AUGCUACGAACAAGAUUUAAUCUACUUCGACAAUCAAUAGUAACUCCGAUUCUUUAUCAUCGUGAACAAAUCUCAUCUGAUCAUUCAAUUUUUUCAGACGAGACUCUAAAUCACCUAUUUUCUAAUCAGUCAUCAUUAGUUGUGGGCAAAGUUGUUCGUGAUCACUACGAGAAACUUCUUCAAGAGAAAUCUCGUACAUAUGACGACCUUCUUCGAGAGAAAUCUCGUACAUAUGAAUUUGUUGAAGAACUUUAUCGUACUGUUCUCGAUGAAAAACAACAAAUGAAGAGAGAAUUAAUGUACUUGAAAGGAAUUCUUCAUAGUCGAGGUCUUAUGGAAGAAUUUCGAGGUUAUUUACGUGGAAUUCUUCAACCAAGAACAAGUACACCAAUGUCUACCAAAAAACUUUAUAUGAAAAUGCUCGAAGUUGGUACUGAUCCAUCAAGAAAUAUGUCUAUUGUUACACCAUUAGUUGAAGAUUUAUUUUUAUGUUUUGGUCAUACAUUAUUUUGGAUCGAAUUUCUUCAUGAUUCAAAUUUAUCAAUUGAUAAUCAUACUCUUUUACAAUAUGCUAAAACAUUAGCUGAUCGAUUUUCGUCAGUGGAAGAAUUAUUAACAUGUAAUGAGAAUGAAUUAAUUAAUCUUGGCAUUACUAAUCAACUUGAUCGUACUUGUUUAAUUAAACAAGCAUCUCUUUUCGAUGAUAAAAAAAAUUUUGUAUUAACUCAACAAUUAGAUGUUUCAAAUCAUAUUCUUGACAAUUGCUAUGGUAAUAAUCCAUGUACUCUUUUAAAUCGAAAAUCAAAAUGUAAUUUAUCAUCAACAUUACUUUCUCGAAUAUCAUUUCAUAAUCAUUUUUCUUAUAAUGAAUUAACAAACGAUGAUGAAACAUGUCAUUUUGAACAUAUACUUGAGAAAUCAGAAAGAACUAUGAUAAAUGAUGAUAAUGAAAAAAUUCAAAAAUUAAUUGAAUCAUAUCAGAAAAAAACUCAAUCAAUAUCAAGUCAUGGAAUGCGACCAAUAAAGAAGCGUACUACUGGUACUGAUCAUCUUAAAAGACUUAAUUUAUCAAGAUCAUUAUUUACGCGACAAACAAGAUCAGUAACAAAAAAGAUAUCAAAUAUAACCCAUAAAAUUAUAAAUCCAUUGAUAAAAAUAAAAAAUAAAAAGGAUCAGAUAUUAAAACAAAUCCAUGAAAUUGAUGAAUUAGAAUUAAACGAACAUCAACAAACACAAGUUUUCAGUUUUCAUAAUGAAAGUCAACAAUCAAUGGAUUUAAAUUCUUAUCAAGAUACAGACGAAUCAAAACGUAAUAUUCAACUUGUUCAAACAUUAAUUAAUAAACGAUUCAAACUUGGUGCUACAACAACAUUUUUAACACGAUCACUUGCUAAUUAUGAUUAUAUGAAAUAG
Messenger RNA from Rotaria sp. Silwood1, 1413 nucleotides. Lineage: Eukaryota; Metazoa; Rotifera; Eurotatoria; Philodinida; Philodinidae. The record is from the annotation of a GenBank genome assembly.